Aspergillus costaricaensis CBS 115574 is the source of this 2583-nucleotide messenger RNA. RefSeq names its product pentatricopeptide repeat protein. Bases 1 to 2583 code for a protein of 860 amino acids. The record is from RefSeq and is a predicted model, not a curated record. The transcript has a single exon. Gene Ontology annotation, molecular function: protein binding. NCBI's taxonomy places the organism in Eukaryota, Fungi, Ascomycota, Eurotiomycetes, Eurotiales, Aspergillaceae.
AUGCUCCGCCAGGCUGUCCGAGGAGCUCGUUGGUAUCAGCAUGUGGCCCGCGGAAGUCCGUUCUUCCCGCGAGCAUUCGCCGCUGUAGCGCCACGCUCCAUACACUAUGGCGGUCCCAAAGAUAAGAUCAACUUCUACGAGCAGGAUACUCGUAAGAGUAAGACACGGCGGAAGGUCGAUCCGGAAGCAGAGGGACGCGCCGAGCAGGAAGACGCCGAGAAGGAACUCGCCCGCCUGACCCAGGAGCUGGAAGCGCUGAAGGAAGGCCCGUUUGGUCCCAAUAGUCAAUUCAUUCGAGAAUUACCCGAAGAGGAUAGGGCUAUUGCGCUGGAAGCACUCCGGAAAUAUGAGGAGGAUGAGGCGGCUGGGGCGGCUGGGGCGGCCGAUGUCAGUAUUAAGGAUCUCUACGAGAAGGAGCUCGACGGUCUCUUGAAGAACGAAUUCGAAAGCCUGGUCAAGGAAGAGGAGAGUUGGCAGUCUGACGAGGAGGAUGAUUCGCGUACACUGGUUGUGCGGCGCCCAUACGAAGUGGAAUUGGAGAACUCAGACUUGCAGCCGUAUGCCGACAAGUUGAACAAAUGCCUUCGACGGAUUGCGAGUGGCGACUCUAGCGUGCGCUGGGAACAGGAACUGUGGAGAUGGUAUCGCCGAUGCAAGCAGGUCGUCCCGAGAUUUGUGGAGUCCUUGUCAGAGGAGACACUGACUCUCCUGUGGGAUACUCUGGCUCUGAAAAAGUCCACCAAACCCCAGGAAACUGCACGGGUACGCACACUGGCUGAGGACGCGCUAUCGGCUGGCCUCACCCUUUCCACGCCUCGUAUUCUCACUUACAUCGAAACACUCCAUGAAUGCGGGGAUACUCAAGUGGCGUUGGAGAAAUGGGAAGCAUACCAGGCGGAGCUCAGCCAACGGAAAGAGGACCUGGAGGCAUACUGGAAAUUAGGAGUCCGGCUAUUUGCAGCAGAAAACGAUCCUCAACGAGCACAAGAUAUUGCGCUGGCCUUCUUAGCAAACGACAAGUCACGCCAACCACGCAUUCUGAUCCCAGUCAUCACAGCAUGGGGCAAGCGGACUGGGAAGGAAGCGGGAGUCAAAGCAUGGGCGAUGUACCUGCAGCUCAAGGCAUUCCUAGAACGGAAGAUGACGAUGGACGACUAUGACCAAGUCAGCAUUGGCUUGCUCAAAGCCGGCCGGCCAAGCCUUGCCAUCGCCGUGUUCAAAGACAUGAUGGUAACCAACAGCGAUCCCCGACACGACUCAACCUCUCUCUACAAGGCCGCCGUCGGCUUAGCAGGCAACCUGCAAGCGUCCAGCAUCUCCGAACAAGACGUGAACAAGGUCUCCCUCUCUACCCUCACCGUCCUGCCACGGAAGUUCCAGAACCGCUUCUUCUACGCCAGCUGGAUGAAGAAACUGAUUGGCAUGGGCGAGGUCGACUCCGCCGCCAUGGUCAUCGAGCUGAUGUACGAACGUGGCGUCAAGCCAGAUGCAAAGCACCUCAACGGAGUCAUUGCCGCCUGGCUACGCGACGGCAGCAGCACCUCGCGCGAGAAAGCCGAACGCCUCGGAUGGGCCAUGGUCCAGCAGCGAAUCGACCAAGUCUGGGCGCGCACCUCCACCGAGAAAGCCCCCCAACUCGACGUAAACCAAGAAAGCGCAGAGGACGUCCGACUGCCCGAGUUCAUGAAACGGCCCAUGCCCGCCGCCACGAUCGAGACCUUCUCCAUCCUCCUCCUCCACUACACACGGCGCAGCGACGGCGACAUGAUCAAAUACCUCGUCAAAUGUCUCGGCGACGGCCGCAUCCACCCCAACUCCUACUUUAUGAACCACCUCCUCUACGCCGAGCUCCGCAAACAAGACAUCGGCUCCCUCUGGAACAAAUACCAAUCCCUAUCCGCCAUCACCCAACCCGACCUCGAAACCUAUGCCUGCCUCUGGGACUGCGGCAAGCUGCAAUACGACCGCGGCCGAACCGCCUACGUAACCGACUUCCCCUCCGCGCGACAUCUCUUCUCCGACAUGAUUCGCUGGUUCACCAACCUCUCUGCGCGCGCACAAACCGCCACCCGCGACGAAUUCUCCAAGGAACUCUACGACCAAAUCAUCCGCUGCUUCUGUCUCUCCAAAGACCUCCCCGGCACGCUCAUCGCCCUGUACACCAUGCGCGCGCACUUUGGCUUCUUUCCCGACGACACCACAGCCCGUUUGAUCGUGCUACAAGUCGCCCGGUUAGCAGGUGUUCCGGCUGAGACACCCAAGCGCCGACUCCGGCGGUUGUCCAGCACACCUAAGAGCAAGGAGAAUAUCAGCCACGUUAAUCGGCUCGUAGAUAUCCUCAGUGAUCGGAAGCUCGGGGCGCUCGCGGCCCGUGGUCUGGAACUGAGUGAUCUCGAGCAGCACGAGCGCGAGCAGUAUCAGUUGGAGGUCAUGACGGAGCUGUUGCGCGUGGUGAUGGGUCGGCGGGCGGCUGGAGGGGAGGGUCACAGUGCGGUGGAAGAGGAGAUUGCGAAGGUUGCUGAGCAGAUGGGGGUAACGGGUGUGGAUUUCGGGAUGUCGCUGGGGGAUGAUUUGUUGUUGUAG